AUGGUGAAGAAAACAACUGUUAUACUCUUGGCUUUGACUAUUAUGACUUUGGUUGUGACUUGCAAAGAGCUCGAUCUUAGUAGUGAGAACUUGGGUGAAAACAACGAUUUAGAACGACACAUCGAUGGAUAUUUUGAGUCAAUGCUCGAAGAAACACUCGAAAAGCGCGGCAAAUGUCGUACUAUAGGGGCAAAGUGUGGUAAAAACCAUAAGAAGUGUUGUAGUCAUCUUUGUCUUUGGGGCAAAUGCACAGAAUGUGGUGGAAAACAACAUUGCAAAACUUGUCCUUAUGAGGGUGCUUUCGUUCCUCAUAAUGGUUAUGUCACUUACAGCUAUAACUGUAAGAACUAA
Adineta ricciae is the source of this 351-nucleotide messenger RNA. The record is from the annotation of a GenBank genome assembly. Lineage: Eukaryota; Metazoa; Rotifera; Eurotatoria; Adinetida; Adinetidae.